This is a messenger RNA of Dictyostelium purpureum, 615 nucleotides long. RefSeq lists its product as uncharacterized. Lineage: Eukaryota; Evosea; Eumycetozoa; Dictyosteliales; Dictyosteliaceae. The record is from RefSeq and is a predicted model, not a curated record. Gene Ontology annotation, cellular component: multivesicular body; ESCRT III complex. The transcript is spliced from 2 exons. Bases 1 to 615 code for a protein of 204 amino acids. Gene Ontology annotation, biological process: endosome transport via multivesicular body sorting pathway; late endosome to vacuole transport; protein transport.
AUGAAUUUUUUUGGUGGUAAUAAAAAAAAUCCUGAUCAGGAGUUAAAGGACAGUAAAAGAGAGUUAUCUAAAGGUCAAAGAGAAUUAGACAGAGAAUUAAAUAGACUGAAAGGUGUAGAACAGCAAUAUAUUGGACAAAUUAAACAACUUGCAAAACAGGGUAGAACAGAUGAUGCAAAAAGAUUAGCAAAUGAUUUAGUUAAAUUAAGACAACAAAUGGAAAGAUUAAGAAGCACCAAAACCACAAUGUCACAAGUUUCGACUAAAACCACUACAAUUAAAUCAAAUCAAAUUAUGGCAAAAGCAAUGGAAUCUGCUACUAAAGCAAUGACUGUCGCUAAUAGUCAAACUGAUUUAGAAAAAUUACAAAAAACAAUGCAAGAAUAUCAAAAGCAAUCCUAUCGUGCUGACGUUACAGAUGAAAUGUUACAAGAUAUGUUUGAAGAUGACGAAAUAGAUGAAGAAGCAGAUGAUAUAUUGGCCAAGGUUGUAGAUGAAGUUGUACUUAAUAACUACCAGAAAAUGCCUUCAGUUUCAAAUAAAGAUGAUUUGUCAACUGGCGAAGAAGUCACAGACGAAGAAAUCAAUAGAUUAUUGCAAGGCUUAAAAGGCUAA